Molecule: messenger RNA, 2701 nt
Organism: Linum tenue
Lineage: Eukaryota; Viridiplantae; Streptophyta; Magnoliopsida; Malpighiales; Linaceae
Source: the annotation of a GenBank genome assembly
CUUUGCUGUCUCGUAUAUUUCCAGUCCCUCUGUUCCUUUUAUCUUCCCCUACAGGCUUUCAACCAUUAAUGAUUUCUCUUUUUUUUUAAUUCGUUGAGGAAUCUGAGGAGUUGUCGUCGUGGGUUGUAAAAAACCAACAACAACAAAAAAAAAAAGUGGCAGUUAUCUAAUCAAAAAAACCCUUUUCUACAAAACCAGCCAGCCAGCCAGCAUUCCAUUCCCUUCCUGCAACAGCAUCAACCACCAAGAAGAAAGACACAGAGAGCGUUUCUGGGUUGGUUUGACUGUUUGAUGCGAAUACCCCUCGCCAUAGUCAAAACCCUCAAACGGCUCCUUCAGUUUCUUUGGAUUCCUCUCUGUUCUCUAUAUUUGGUGUCUGAGAAAAAGGGUUGUCACAUUUUCAUUCCUGUGGGGGCUGGUUGCUUUUCUUUCCCUCCUCCCUCUUUUUUUAAUUGAAGAUCGAUUGGAGGGGGAAGAAGAAGAAGAAGAAGAAGAAGAAGAAGAAGAAGAAGAAGAAGAAUUUGGUUGAUUGAUAGCAGUGGUGAUCAUGUCGCAGCAAAGGCAAUUCCAUCACCAGAUGAGUGGGCAUUACUACAGCAAUGCGAAUGACACCACUCUGACGAAGCUGUUUGUUGGAGGUUUGGCUUGGGAGACGCAGAGGGAGACCAUGAGGCGUUACUUUGAGCAGUUUGGGGAGAUCAUUGAAGCCGUCGUGAUCACGGACAAAAACACUGGCAGAUCCAAGGGCUAUGGCUUUGUAACGUUCAAGGAUCCAGAGUCGGCGAUGAGAGCUUGUCAAAACCCUUCCCCUGUAAUCGAUGGAAGGAGGGCAAACUGCAAUCUUGCCUCACUUGGCGCCACAAAAACUCGCCCUUCAAUCCCUUCUCAACAUGGAGGAGGAGGAGGUGGGCGGUUUAGAGGAGCAGAAGCUGGAUUGGUGGCUGCUGCACCACCACCUGCUGCUGCUGCUGCAUUUCAGCCAUCUUCAGCUGCAGCUUCAUACAUCCCUCAACCCUCUGGUCAAUAUACAUUUCCUUAUUCAGCUUACGGGUACGCUGCCGCAGCAACCGGAUACCCACAAGAAACGGCGGCGGCGGCUCUGUAUCAUCAUCCCAUGAGCUAUUAUGGGGUUUAUGGAGGGCAUCAUCAGCAACAUGUGUCGCCUUAUUACGCGGCGGCUGGGGGUUCUGCGGGUGGAGCAGCUGGCGGGAUGGCAUUCCACAACUUCUACCCAUUCUACCCUGCUCAGUAUGCACAACAUAGCAGCGGCAGCGGCAGCAGUGGUCAAGUUCAUGGAUUUGGAGGAGGAGCUGGUGUCCAGUACACUCCACCAGCUCAAGUUGUACAGUAUACACCGUAUUUUCCUCACCAGCAGCAGCACUAUCCCUCUUCAGGGAUCCUGUCCUUGCCUGUUGCUACUACUACUACUACUGCUGCUUCCCCUAUUGCCACCACAGCUGCAGGAAAGUUUGUCAAUGUUGCUGCAGUUGCAACAACAGUUCCCUCAGCGACAACUGUGGCACCAGCAGCAUCAACAAUAGCAUCAGCAACUUCCACCGCGACCACAGUGGCAGCUGCUGCCAGGCCAACGACGACGACAGCUGCAGCAGCUUCUGCUGAUCAAAAUUCAUCACCAACCAAAUGAGUUACUUUACAAGAAUGCUAAACAACAUCAGGAGAAGCUGAUAAGGAGUCUAGGUGUAUAACAACAGAAGUAGUGGGGGAGGAAGGGAAUCCAAGGAAGGCACCUGUAUGAAUCAGCAGCUGCAGCAGCAGGACCAAAAGCACAUAUAUCUUGCUCUUCUUCAUCAUUCCACGGAGGAUAUGGAGAAAUGCAAGGAGCACAAAGCUCACAAGCGUCUCCACUGGCCCCCCAUGCCUCCUUCCAAUUGAACUCUGCUGCAAUUGGAAGGACCUCCACCAACACCAAAGAUUCGUAUUUCAUCAUCAUUGUCACCGGUCAUUAAUCAUUUGUAGGAGGGGGGGUUUACUCUAGGGUAGCUGUUUAGGAUUAGCAUAAGGUGAAAAUCACAUUCAAUUUCUUCUUUCUUUUUUCUAGCAUAAAGGUGGAAACCAAGAUUGGGCAUUGGAUUCCACCUGAUGGGACAAACUAAUAUUUAUCAGCAGCAAGAUUGGAGGGGAAAAGCUGCUUGAUUGAUUUGGUUACUUGUAUGCCUUUGGGAUGCAGAAAGCGGCCAAUGGCAUAUAAGUGUUCAUAUUUUCAUUUGUCUUUCUGUUAAAAAAAAACAUAACUUCUCCUGGGUUUCAAGAUUUGUUUUGUAUCUUUGUAACCCAUUUGCAUCAGAGGUCAACUAAGUAAGAAGGGACUGGGCUUACGGUAAGCUCAUCAUCCAUUUUAACUUUGUUUUAUUUCUUCAUAAUUCGAAUUGGAUACCCUUUCUUUGCAAUGCAUUGUAUUAUUACUGAUCAGAUUAGUUGGAAGAGAUUCAACCAGAAGGUGAAAAAAGCAGUAAAGGGUACCCUUUUUUCUUGUUUAAGCAGACAAUCAAUCAUCCCCUUCCUUCUGGAUCAUUAGCCUUUUUCAUCUUUCGCUUUCAGUAGUAGGGCUGGCCAUGAAUCAUUCAAAAACCCUUUUUCUACUUUUACCCAUUCCAUACUAUAAUAGAUCCUAUUGAGAUGGAAUCCGAGGGGAUCCCACAGAUUGGAGUCAAAGAGACUAACUUUACAAAAAUAAAAAAAG